Rhinolophus ferrumequinum (greater horseshoe bat) is the source of this 2012-nucleotide messenger RNA. RefSeq names its product proline rich 14 (gene PRR14). The record is from RefSeq and is a predicted model, not a curated record. Bases 200 to 1939 code for a protein of 579 amino acids. NCBI's taxonomy places the organism in Eukaryota, Metazoa, Chordata, Mammalia, Chiroptera, Rhinolophidae. The transcript has 12 exons. Gene Ontology annotation, cellular component: nucleoplasm.
ACCACCCAGGAAGACGCGGGCCGCCGAUUGGACGCAGUCCGGAGGCUCCGAGAAGAAGGCCUUCAGCGGUUGGGCAGUGUUGGGAAAGGCUGGUUUUAAAGGAGCCGCAGGUGGGAGCCGUCGAAGACCCGGGAUCCGCGGGAGGCGGCGGCUGCAGCCUGGGAUCCCCCAGGGACUCCCCGAAGCUGCCGCUUCCCCCAUGGACUUGCCCGGGGACUCCAGCCCGCCUGGCCAGCCACGUCUAUGCCGCCAGCCCCUGGCUCGAGCAUUAUGGGGAGCCAGAAGCCCGAAACGGGCGAGGCUGCAGCCCGUGGUGGCCCCUUCACCCUUGGAAAAGGCCUCUCGGCGGGUCCUGGCCGUGGUGCUGGAAGAUGUCAUGGCUGCCCAUAUGGCCCCCCUAGUGCCAGGAGAGGAGACCUCCACCCCACGGCACCCCGCCAACUGUCAGGAUUCUGUCCGAAACCAGCCGCCUGCCUUGCCACCCCAAAAAGCCAUAUGGUUGUCCCAGGCCAGGCCUCCCGACCCCCUGCACUUAUGCCGAGAGCCCUUGAGCCACAUCCAUCGGUCUCCUUCCACUCUGAGGUGUCGAUCACAGCCAACCCCUGGCCCAGACGAGGGCCCUUCACGAGCGGUGGACGGGGGCCCCCAGCCCACUCUGGUGGUGAUGCUAGAAGACAUUGCCAGCCCCAGACCCCCAGCUGAGGGCUUCGCCGACAAGGCUCCCAACUUCAUCGUCCCAGCCAGAAGAGCUGAGUCCGUGACGAUGGUGAACCAGCCAAUGCCUCCGCCCAGGGACCUGGAACCCCCAUUCCAGCCAUCUUCCUUGCCUGCAGACCCUCUGGAGAACCCAUCGCCAGCCCCAGAUCCUGUUCUGGAGCCCCCAUCGACCCCACCGCCGUCCAGCCUUUUACGCCCCCGCCUCAGUCCCUGGGGCUUGGCCCCCCUCUUCCGCUCCGUCCGUUCCAAGCUCGAGAGCUUUGCUGACAUCUUCCUCACAGCCAACAAAGCUCCGCAGCCCCCGCCCCCCUCACCCCCUAUGAAGUUGGAGCUGAAGAUUGCCAUCUCAGAGGCUGAUCAGUCCAGGGCUGCUGAGAGCACUGCAUCUGUCAGUCCCCGACCCCCUAUCCGCCAGUGGCGGGCCCGAGACCACACCCCACUAGCACCUCUCCCUAAGCCCUCUCUGGGCCGAAGCCACUCCUGCCCUGAUCUGGGGCCCCCAGGUUCAGAUCCCUGCAGCUGGCCCCCUGCUCCACACCACCUGAGCCGGCCACGGCCCCGGCGGCACACUGUGGGUGGUGGCGAGAUGGCCCGAGCCCCGCCACCCCCUCGGCUCUGUCUCCGGAAAGAGGUCUUCCCUCUUGGAGGAGUGGGAGGCUCUCCUCCCCUCGUCACAUCUUGCUCGUCCACUGCAUCUACUUCCUCCUUCUCUGAACCUGCAGAACCCAGGUUGGGCUCCACCAAGGGGAAGGAGCCAAUGGCCUCAGAGGACCAGGUGCUUUCAGACCCUGAGACCAAGACCAUGGGAAAGGUUUCUCGAUUCAGAAUACGCAGGACCCCGGCCCGUCCUCAGCUAAACCUCACACCAAUGGGGCUGCCUCGACCCAUCAGGUUGAAUAAGAAAGAGUUCAGCUUGGAAGAAAUUUACACCAACAAGAAUUACCAGUCGCCUACAACCAGGAGGGCCUUUGAGACCAUCUUCGAGGAACCCCGGGAGCGCAACGGGACUCUGAUUUUCACCAGCUCGAGGAAGCUGCGACGGGCUGUAGAAUUUCGGGACAGUAGCCUUCCUCGAUCCCGGCGGCCAUCUCGUGGGGUCCGGGCUGCGGCUGGCAGGACCAUUACUCCCAACCUGGCCCCCAGCCCAGAUGUGGGAACCCUGCUGCAGCAGCGGCUGGCGGAACUGGAUGCCUUGCUCCUGGAAGAGGAGAGAGUGGAUUAGGGUGCAGACCCAUUGGACCAUCUAUCCGAGAGGAAAGGGAAGACUCGAGGCCAUUUUAUUUUUUCUCUAUAUA